AUGGAGGAACCAUUCAUUAAUAAACUCCCCAAUGAAUUGCUCACUUGGAUAUUCGAGAUCACACCUCUCGAUGCCGAUCGUAGCCGACCGGGCUACACGGCCUGGCACCGAAGAUUGGAAUAUUAUCCAUGGCUACGAUUCAUGUUAGUCUGUCGGCGAUGGCGAAUCAUUGGUGAGAGACUUCUCUAUCGCAACCUGUCGCUUAAUAUUCUUGAUGAACCGUCGGAACAGAUGGUCUUCGUGACAGAAAGGCCUCACAUCUGCAGAUUCGUCAGGGAUCUUCAUCUUACUGUUUCGUUAAACAACCCCGUGGAGAAGGCAACGCUAGACCUGCUGCGAAAAUUCAACUCCGUACGCAAAUUGAACUUGAGCGGUCGUCCUUAUAGGAUAGGCCGACCCAUUCUUGAGUUCAUUCGAACAAUGCGCCUGGCUGAGAUGUCGCUGAGCGACCUGCCGUCCUUGAAUAUGAUAUUUGAAUUCUUCGAUAUGCUCACAUUGACACACUUGUCGGUUUCGUCGCUGGACUGGAGCAAACCAUUCAGGCCCCGGACUUCCGACACUGAGGAACAGGGACCAGAAUUGGGGGACGAGAGUGUUCCCAACUCUUCAACUACCUCAAGCCCGCCACCCACCAUCCUCCCCGGGAAUGCUGAUGAUGCGGUGUUGACCUCGGCCUUGGAUGAGCUUCUUCCGAUCAGCCGACAGAAGACAUCCGAAAUCAAAUCUAUCCAUUUUUCACGUCCCUUGGCUGGUGUCACCGUGGCACGGCAAUUGUUCCUAUGGCCUGCCGGCCUAGAAGAGGUGAAAAUUAGCCUAUUAACCGCGUCAAAUGCAUAUGAAGAGUACACAGGCAAGGGCGUGCAGCGUCUGCUCUUACCUCAAUGCCAUGCUCUCAAAAAGAUAGAUAUCGGCGUCAUGACCCAAGGAAGCGACGGAAUUCCGAACUUGCAAGGUUUCUCCGCCCUCGAGGAAUUGACUAUCUCUGCAUACAACUUGUUUCAUGAUUCUCCUGAGGGAGCACAUGAAAAGCUUUCUAUGCCUUCGCUAAAGCGUUUAGUGGUCAGCUUCUCCACGGAAGAACUCUGGUCUGAGUCGUUGAAUGAUUUUGGGGAGAAUGAGUUGCUCUGGAUGGAGGAAUUCAUUGAGCUGGUGAGAACCGCGCCGGAAACGUCUGAAUUGAGGAAUAUCUAUGUUCGCUUCAGACCUCAGCCGACAUAUCCCCCACGUGACGACGUUGAUGAAUGGCCGUGGGAUAUGUUUGAGGAGUUGGCAGAGCUCUGUGAGGAAUAUGGUAUAACCCUUGGAUAUGAUCCGGCAGAAUUCUCUAAACGGCAAUUUUGCGAGAGAUACCAAUCACCCUCGGAUAGUGAAUGA
Molecule: messenger RNA, 1374 nt
Organism: Aspergillus affinis
Lineage: Eukaryota; Fungi; Ascomycota; Eurotiomycetes; Eurotiales; Aspergillaceae
Exons: 1
Coding region: 1-1374 (457 amino acids)
Source: RefSeq, a predicted model, not a curated record